UUGAAGAGUUAUAGUAAACAAGAUGACUAAUGUAAAAAAUAAGAAUUAAUAGCACAAGGUACGGUUAUUCAUCCGUUUGUUGAACUAACGUUAUUAAAACAGGACUUAUAAAAGAGCACCAACAUUAACUGGAUAAUGGAGAUAGAGACUCGUCAGCAGAUGAAACCAUACGGACAGCAUUCGACAAUGAACAUGCCAACAAUGUCGGGGCUUACGUUAUCAGAGCACAUGGUUCCAACACCAGAGAUGGCGCAACAAAUACAAGAGUAUAAUUCUAGAGUCCAGCUUGUUCUUCAAGGUUUUCAAGGACACGUUAUGCCCAUGCCCAUGCCGAUAUCGUAUCCGACUUCGAUACUUCCUGUACCACAUCCAUUGCAAGCAGGUUUUCCUCGUCCUGGAUUUCCGGCAAGCUUUCUUUGUCGUGAGGAGCCAAAGCCGCAAUACAGCUAUAUCGGACUCAUUGCCAUGGCAAUCUUAAGUUCAAAGGAGAAGAGACUGGUUCUCAGUGAUAUUUACCAGUGGAUUCUUGACAACUAUAUUUACUUUAGGCAGCGGGGCCCGGGCUGGAGGAACAGUAUACGCCAUAAUCUUUCAUUGAACGAUUGCUUUAUCAAGGCGGACAGGAGUGCCAAUGGCAAGGGACAUUAUUGGGCAAUACACGACGCUAACUUAGAGGACUUCAAGAAAGGAGAUUUCAGAAGAAGACGGGCACAGAACAGAGUGCGUAAAGCUAUGGGACUUGAUAUUACAGACAAUGAUGACGAUGAUAGCCCGUGCCCAUCUCCAGUCGUGAGAUUACCGGUUAUUUCCUGGCAAGGAAGUGGAAAGCAGCGAACUGGAAGCCCGCCAGAAACAUCUGUGUGUACACCUGGGCCCAGUUUUGAAGCAUCAAACAUGUACAAUAAUGAUCCUAAAUCUACGAACAUGUACCCGUCCAAUCCUACAUCUACUAAAGACAUUUCGUCCGUUCAAAGCUCUGACCUCGCCAAUCCAUCUUGUCCAGCAAUGUAUAACUUUAAGCCAAUAGAGCAUGCUGAUAUGUUCACUUCGAUGUCUCAUAAGCCAAGAUUUUAUCCUCAGCCAGUUAUGCCACAUUUACAAUCUUCAGCGAUAUCUCAAGAUAGACCUAGAAAAAAGCGAGCGUUCGAUGUUGAAAGUCUUUUGGCUCCAGACGAUAUAUAUGAGGCUCAAACUCCAAAAAGACAAUGUCAGGGUAAUAAUUAAAAGACUCUUCGAGUUCCGGCAUCUGAUCAUCGACAACUUCUUUCACAUGUAUUUAUUGAAUAUCUUUCUAUAUAUCAAAAUUAGUAGAACCCUUUACAAGGCUUACUUAAUAAGUUGCCAAAAAAUCAAAUGGCAAUUUAUAGGUUGCCUUUCAAUCUCGCGGUAGGGGCUAAACAUUUUCAGGAUUCUGAUACAAAUAUAAAAAUGACUAAUCCAGGUAGACAUAAAGCUAAUCUGUAUGCUUAAGUCGGUAAGAAAUAUCAAAAAGUACAAUUAUGUAAAAUUAGAUCUUGG
Molecule: messenger RNA, 1518 nt
Organism: Owenia fusiformis
Lineage: Eukaryota; Metazoa; Annelida; Polychaeta; Sabellida; Oweniidae
Source: the annotation of a GenBank genome assembly